UCAACCAUCACACCAUCUCUCUGCGGGGAGGCGGAGAUGCUCUCCACCAUCGCGAACGUUGACGUGACGCAGAAAGAUGCUGAGAAAGCGCUGGUGGUGGCUAUCUCGUGCUCGGCCGUGUUGGAGGACGCAGAUGACGGCGACGGGUACGCUGUGGGCGCAGCUUUCGCGCUGCUGCAGGCGCUGAAGAGCGUGAACCGGCAGCUCGUGGCAGCCAAUCCUGACGAGUCGUUGCUUUUUGACGUGCUUCUCGUCACCACCGACGAACGGCGGAGGCGGCAGAGCGCUCGCAUAGUCAGCAGCACCAAACGUUACGGUCUGGAAGUGAGCCGCUUCUGCUUUUCGGGCCAGGAGGACUUUGUGGCAUGUUUAGUGGAAAAUCAAGCCCAGCUCUUCCUGUCCACGGAGCCCGAGGAAGUGGCGCUGGCCUCGCAGAGAGGCGUUCUGUCGGCGUUGUUGGGCCAUCAGACUUGGUCCAGCCCAUCGGAGCAACUCAGAGUUUUGCUGUGCGGUGACGACGUCGCCGCCGCCACGUUCACGCCAGCGACACAGCGCUUCUGGUCGCAGCUGGGUGCCCUGCGCGGGCGUUUCGGUGUGCUGGACAGUCCCGUCAGCGUUUUGGUGAUGACGGCGCACGGCGGGCGCCAAGCCUUCGGCGGCAUCCUGGCGGGACUCCGCUCCCGUGGCCUGAAGGCCGACGAGGCCCACUGCCUGGCCGGCGCCCCCCGCGGACCCAUCCUGGAAGUGCUCAGGCCGCACUUCCUGCUUGGUGAUUUGGCGCGGUUGCCAUGACGCCGCAGUGGCUUCAAAGGCCACGUUUGUGAACGUGCCCACGCUUGCACGAAUGCUCGGCUGCGGAUUGCCUCCAAUGAAAAGCGGCGUGCUACUGGUGCUCUGCUGUAAUCAAGUCCAAAGAAUUGGACUACUUUGUCACAAAAACCCCCAAAUGUGUGGAAAAUAAAAAAACUUUGAUUGAG
Molecule: messenger RNA, 977 nt
Organism: Syngnathus typhle (broad-nosed pipefish)
Lineage: Eukaryota; Metazoa; Chordata; Actinopteri; Syngnathiformes; Syngnathidae
Product: cytosolic 5'-nucleotidase 1A-like
Exons: 7
Coding region: 37-792 (251 amino acids)
Biological process (GO): adenosine metabolic process; nucleotide metabolic process
Cellular component (GO): cytoplasm; cytosol
Molecular function (GO): 5'-nucleotidase activity; magnesium ion binding; nucleotide binding
Source: RefSeq, a predicted model, not a curated record